AAUAAAUGUCAUUUACAAAAUAUUUGAAUAUUCUGUUUAGUUUUGUUAUAUUUAUUUAUUGCACUGCCAGUUCAAAUUGACUUAAUUUAGUAGGUAAUUAAUCUAUAAUCGCCUUCAUCUGUCUUCGUCAGCUGGGUGGUCUAUUUUUGAAAGUGUAUUUGACCUACUGUGUGGAUGAACUACCGAAAUGAGCGGUAAAGUAAAAAAAUGUGCUGGGAAGGAAGCUUUCCAAAGGAUGAAUUAUUUAUAUCAGGCAGCAAAUGCACUAGUUACAGAAAAUGACUCGAAGUAUGUAGCUUCAAUACAUUACAUCAAUCUUAUGCAGAGUAUUUCAAAGAAAACUGUCCAAAGAAUGGAUAUUGAAACUAAAAGAACGAUCUGUAAAGGAUGCAAAACUUUACUGUUGGCAGGUGUAAACUGCAGAGUAAGAAUGAAGAAGAAAAGACUUCGUUGGAUAUGUAAUUUGUGUGGACAAACAAAAACAUUUGAUAUGAAUAAUAGAAACUAUUGCCCAUGGCAACAGAAUCCUGAAAGUAUUGUUCAAAUUGUUGACAUGGGUAAUGAUUAGCAUUUAUAAUUUAGAUCAAGUGGAGAAAUGUGAUUAAAAUGCAGGAUAGUUAUAAUUACUUUUUAUUGUUAACAAAAUAUUAUGUAUUGUUGGAUUUUUGUUGUAUCUUUCAAAUUAAUAUUAUUUUGAUUGGACAUCAUAAUUUUACCAUAAUUCAAACUCGUCUGAGGUAUAAAAUGAUGCUGUAACAGUAAUUAUGUACAUUUCUAUGUUUUUACUGAUGAAACAAAUACGAUACUGGAAUAUGAUGAAGAAUGUAAACAAUGUAUGGGUUGACCAAAAAUGUUUAUUGUUUUUUUGUACAUCAUAUCGAAAAAGUGUUAAAAAUUCCUAUUUAAAUUAAUAAAAUAUGUAGGAUAAACUAACGGAAUUCAUUAUUAAAUAUUAAAUGAAUACUUGUUCACUAGCUAAACUGUCAGUAAAAGGACUGACAAUUUCUUUGGUGGCAAAAUAAAAUACUAGUCCAAAUGUUAUAGAAAUCGGAAGAGCUGGCAGAGCUUUCUUGAAUAUUGCCAGCAGUAGCAAUGUCAAACAUAAACCCUAAAAAUAAAAACGAUUUUAGAAAAUAGUAAAUAGUUACAGAGGAAAUUGAAAAAGUGCAUUUUUUCAUAGGACUCCAGUGUCUGGCAGAACCAAAUCAAAUAUAUGUUUUAAUUUUUGUUUAUUAUACGUUUCAGCCACAAUGUCGUACAAUAAAGAGAAUAUUAAAACAUAUACUAAGUGACAUAUAAAUCCGAAC
Molecule: messenger RNA, 1307 nt
Organism: Acanthoscelides obtectus
Lineage: Eukaryota; Metazoa; Arthropoda; Insecta; Coleoptera; Chrysomelidae
Source: the annotation of a GenBank genome assembly